AUGGCUAUCGCACGGUUGAAACAGGUCUACCGGUCAUGCCUCUUCCAGAUCAUCAUCGUCGGACUUGUAGCGUUCUGCGAGCCUGGUAUCUGGACGGCACUGAACAACCUCGGCGCUGGAGGUAAUGCGAAGCCUUUCUUGAACAAUGCCGCCAACGCCCUCACGUACGGCCUCAUGUCCGUAGGCUGUUUCAUAGCCGGAGGCGUCACGAACAAGCUCACGGCCAAAUGGACUCUGUUCAUCGGAGCAGCCUUCUACACACCCUACGCCGCCGGGUUGUACUGCAACAACCGCUACGGCAACGAGUGGUUCCUCUUGCUCGGCGCCGGUCUCUGCGGUAUCGGAGCGUCCCUCCUGUGGGCGAGUGAGGCGGCCAUCGCUGUCGGAUACCCAGAAGCGGAAAAGAGAGGCCGAUAUGUCGGAAUUUGGAUGGGCAUCCGCCAAAUGGGACCCCUCGUCGGCGGCGCCAUCUCCUUGGCGCUGAACAUCAAGACGUCCGAGAAGGGCAAGGUCACAUACACGACCUACCUCGGACUCGUCGCCAUAUCGUCACUGGGUGCGCCCUUCGCGCUUCUCCUGUCGCAGCCGCAGAAGGUGGUCAGGACCGACGGCACCAAGAUCCCCUACAUGAAGAAGACGAACUUCUCCACCGAGGCGCGCGCGAUCUGGAAACAGCUCAAGAACAAGUACAUGCUGCUGCUGAUCCCCGUCUUCCUCGCCGGCCAAUUCGGGACGACGUACCAAGGGAACUACCUCACAACCUACUUCACCGUCCGCUCCCGCGCCCUGGCCUCCUUCCUCACAGCCGUGGUCGGCGCCGCCGCCAACAUCCUCACCGGCGCGAUCCUCGACAUCAAAACCGUCUCGCGCUCCGCCAAGUCCAAGGCCGUCUACCUCCUCAUCCUCGUCUUCGUCACGGCCGCCUGGACCUGGAACGCCGUCAUCGAGACGACGCUCUCGCGCAUGGCGGACCCGCCCUCGUUCGACAUCGGCGACGGCCAUUUCUUCAACUCGGCCUUCACCGUCUACAUGUUCUUCAAGUUCUUCUACGAGAUGCUGCAGACGUACAUCUACUGGCUCAUGGCCGAGAUCAAGGGCGCGCAGGGCGACGGCGACAUCGCGCGCACGACGGGCAUCCUCAGGUCCUGGGAGUCCAUCGGGAGCACCAUCGCGUACGCGGUGGGCGCGACCCACUGGCCGAACAGGAACCAGAUGAUACUGGGCUUCUCGCUGUGGGCCGUCACGAUCCCGUUUACGUUGCUUGCGGUGUUUGGGAACUGGAAUCAGGGGGGCGAUGACGUUUUGGAGAACUCGGAUGAGACUGAGAGCGAUGUUGGGGUUGAGAGGGUGGCGGUUCAGGGGAAGACGCAGGAUGUAUGA
Molecule: messenger RNA, 1380 nt
Organism: Colletotrichum karsti
Lineage: Eukaryota; Fungi; Ascomycota; Sordariomycetes; Glomerellales; Glomerellaceae
Exons: 4
Coding region: 1-1380 (459 amino acids)
Source: RefSeq, a predicted model, not a curated record